Phytomonas sp. Hart1 is the source of this 954-nucleotide messenger RNA. Lineage: Eukaryota; Euglenozoa; Kinetoplastea; Trypanosomatida; Trypanosomatidae. The record is from the annotation of a GenBank genome assembly.
AUGGGAUUCCCUUCACUCAGCAACAUCUGGAAAGCCAAACGCGGAAUGCUUGAAACCGAAGUCGCCCAACUUACCGAAAUGGAGGCCAGGUUAGGUCGCGAUUUAGGGACGACGGUUGAGGCAAUCGAGAAGAUGCUUUCCGAACAUGAAGACGUGAUGACUCGUUUGGAAAAGCGCGCACGAGACUCCGCGACUGCCCACCUUGAGGCCAUGCAUCAGCUUUCACAGCGGGAGGAUAGGUGCCGCGUGAAUAUGCAGCUGGCCUCCGAAAGAAUCGAGCAAUUGAAGGACGAUGAAGAAAGCCUUCAAAAUCAAAAGAAUACGCUACAGGAGAAUAUUAUCAUUUCAAAGGAUCAUGUGGAGGAGCUACAAAGUAACCUAGACACCGCGCAAGACUUAUUACAGACCGAGAAGGCUAGUCUGAAGGACCUGAUCGAGGAGGAGAAGCGUAUGCAGGAUGCGGCCUACGGUCUUACAGGCGAGGCAAAGGAGAUGGUAAUGGAGAUGGAGAAACUAAAGCGCUCUCAGCGGCAAACGGAAGUUGCCGCGAUGGAAACCGAAGUGGUGCGUCGCGAGCUUAAUGCGAAAUGUGAGGAGAUCAAAGGCUCCAUUCGUGUGUUUUGUCGGGUGAAAGGCGACGCUUCACCAACCGCAGCCACUUGCGAUGCGGCGUUUGAGGAUUCGUCCCUACAACUUUCACCGACAACCAUGGAGGAAAAACGCCAGCGUGCCGGUCGAAGAGUGGAUUCGACGAGUAUGCGAAGCAACCACACGACGAGCGAUGCCGGCUUCCCUGAGGAAAACGACGAAGCGGAAUUGUUCACCUACUCCGUUUCUGCCACCCAAUCCGGCGCGCGAGCAUCCUCCUCUUCCAAAAAAAAACCCUCAAUUCCGAGCAGGACGACCGAGGGAAUGCGAAGGAUUUGGCAAUCCCCUCUCCGAUUGAGGACCUGA